AUGUCUACACCCUCUAUUAAUGACACUGUUGAACCCAAAGAUGCCGAUCAGUCCAGGCUACAAAAUACUAUGCAUACUGAGGGGGUAGAUAUUGUUGAGGAGCCGAAGUUGAGAAUGGUGUUUAAAUAUGAAAAUGAGUUACUUUCUUAUUAUAAAAGAUAUGAGCAACAAUGUGGUUUUAGAGUAAUGACACAAAUGAGUCAUAGAUUUGAGGAUGAGAGCGUUAAAUAUGUCACAUUGGGUUGUGCUUGUGGUGAGAAGGCACGAAACCGUACGACAAAUGUCGCUAGGCCACAUUCGACAUCAAAGACAGACUAUAAGGAAAUGAUAAAUGUUAUGUUUGAAAAAUGGGUGUUGAAGGUGUCAAGUGUUAACAAUUCCCAUAAUCACUACCUAAGUCCACAAAAGUCAAGAUUCUUUCACUGCAAUAGAGAAGUAAGCGAGUAUGUUAAGAGAGUGUUAGAUAUAAAUGAUCAGGUUGGGAUCAGAAUGAACAAGAAAGGCACAAGAGUUUUGCCUCUCUUGUACAAGAAGCAGACUUGGUUGACCUAUAUGGAUGGUGAAGCUCCCAAGGCUAUUAUCACAAAUCAAGAUAGAGUCAUGAAUAAUGCAAUAAGUCUCGUCUUUCCAAACAGUCAACACAAAUUUUGCUUAUGGCACAUAUUGAAAAAAUUGCCUGAGAAGCUAGGUUUACAUGGUGCAUACAAAACUGAGUUGAAAAGUCAAUUGCUAAACUGUGACUGUGUGUAUGACUCUCACACAAUAGAGGAGUUUGAGGGGUCUUGGGAAGUGUUAAUUACAAAGUACAACUUGCAGAAGAAUGCUUGGUUGAAGAGUUUAUACGCUGAGCGUACGUAUUGGGCACUGGUGUUCAUGAAAGAAGUUUUAUGGGCAGGAAUGAGUACAACCCAACAAAGCGAGAGCAUAAAUGCUUUUUUUUACGGGUAUGUUCAUGCUAAGACAAACUUAAAAGAGUUUGUCGAUCAGUUCAAUAAUGCAUUGAAGAAGAAGAUUGAGAAUGAAAGUGAGGCAGACUUCUACUAA
This is a messenger RNA of Carya illinoinensis, 1044 nucleotides long. Its product is annotated as protein FAR1-RELATED SEQUENCE 4-like. Bases 1 to 1044 code for a protein of 347 amino acids. Gene Ontology annotation, biological process: regulation of DNA-templated transcription. NCBI's taxonomy places the organism in Eukaryota, Viridiplantae, Streptophyta, Magnoliopsida, Fagales, Juglandaceae. The transcript is spliced from 2 exons. The record is from RefSeq and is a predicted model, not a curated record.